Lates calcarifer (barramundi perch) is the source of this 2269-nucleotide messenger RNA. RefSeq names its product paramyosin. The transcript is spliced from 18 exons. NCBI's taxonomy places the organism in Eukaryota, Metazoa, Chordata, Actinopteri, Centropomidae. The coding region runs from base 159 to 2192 and encodes 677 amino acids. The record is from RefSeq and is a predicted model, not a curated record.
UCUGUUACUCUGGCUCGCGUGUUUACGGUCUAUCUCCAUGACAGUGACAGUUGACUUUCGGUGCUCGGUGUCGGACUUUUUCGGUAAACGACAAAAAAAUAAAAGGUAAUGUGUGAGCGUGUCGCGGCCGAAAGUUGUUUCUGACCGCGGGGGGAAAAAUGGAUCGACCAGAGGAGGAGCUGGAGCAGAUUGCCACAUGGUUGACCAAGGAGGGACUUGCUCCUGACUCCCCUAAGGAGGCUCAGGUGUGUUUGCUAUGGCGCGCCCUUCAGCGCACAAGAAGCUGCCUGAGCAGUGUGACCAGGGACCAGGAGGCGCAGCGCUCGCAACACCUGGCAGAGAUGGCGGAGGUCCAGAAGUCCUUGGAGAAGAUGGAACACAAAGAUGUUUUGGCUCAGGAGAUACGAGACGAGAACGACCAGCUCAAGCACCAGCUGCGGCAGAUAAUAUCCAUUCAAGAUGCUCAGAUAAGCGAGGUGGCUAAAAUGCUGUACCAGCAGGGUCUCACAGAAUUGAUUCACAGCAGCCCCAGCGAGCAGGUGGCGUACCUCCUGGCAGAGAGGGCCUCCCUGCUCGAGACGAGCGAGGAUCCUGAUGGCCCGCUGGGGGCGGAGACACAGGCCCUGAACAGCAACACAGAACAGGUUAUUCCACAGUCUCCCCACAAGGGGGCGCCAUGUCACAGCCAGAGCCCAUGGAAGAGACUCUUUGGACUCCACAAAGCACAGAGCAAACAUACUUUUAUCCCUUCAAGCAGCAUGGAGAGGAAGUGUUCCCGUUUGGAGCGGGAUGUGGAGGAGGGCUGCCGCCGGCUGGCCAUGGCCCACAGUGAGAUCCGACGCCUGACUGAUGAGCUGGAGUCUGCUCACUUGACCCAAAAAACUUAUGAGCCAGAGCUGCAGGCAGCUCAGCAGGAGGUAGAAAAACUGAAGAAGUAUGAAAUGGUGGAAGUGCGAAAGGCCAAAGAGCUGAACGAUCGCCUGGACCUUGAGAUCAGAGCUUUGAGGAAUAGGGUACGCUGUCUGGAUGCUGAGAAGAGCUCUGUGCAGCAGAUGGUUGUAUGUCUGCAGAGGGAGGUGGAGAGGCUUGAGUCAGCCCUGCAGGAGCAGCAGCAGCUCCAGGCUGUGCAGGUCCAGGCUGACCAGGAGCUUUUUAAAUUCUGGGAAAUUGAGCUGAAUCAGAGCAAUCAGAUACAUCCCCCUAAGCAGCAUCUGGAUAAUUCCCACAAAGAUCCGGAUGACCUUACAACUACCAUCUGCACCAAAGAAAGCGAUCUUCGGGAUCCAAAGCCAUGGAAGCACAAAGAGGUAGAUUUACAGCACUGUGAAAACACUCACUGGCAAUUGGAAGACUCCUUUACUCCCAAGGAUAAACAGCUACAGACACAGCUGGACGAGGAAAAUUCACCACAUCAGGAGGCAGUCAGGACUCUGUUGUCGACCCAAGAUGAGUGCGAGACACUCAAGAAGGAGAUCUGUGAAACCCUGAAAUGCCUUGACAAAGAGCGCAGUAAAUACCACGAGGCAAAGGAAAAGCACAAGGCCAAACUGUGUCGGGCCAAACAGAGAUUUGAUGAUGAAACUGCGUGGCGUGACGAGAAGAUAAAAAGUCUAGAGCGAGAAUUGUCCUUGUGUUCUCAUUCAUUAGCAAAGGAGAAAGAGCUUGUCUUAAGUAUCACUACAGAAAAUGAGAAGCUACUCGUUGAGAGGACGAGGUUGUUAGAACAGCUAAAUGAGGAGGAGCACAACAAGAAAGACAGUAACCUCACAGCUGCUUUGUCCAAAUGCAGGGUGGACUUUCUAGAGAUGGAAAACAAGAAACUGGGAAACAAAAUACUCCACAUGUCCAAUCAGCUAGCUGUCCUGGAGCGAACCCUGCAGAACCUGCAGUCACCUCACUUUGCUGAGGAACUGAAGAAAUUAUACAAUCCUCAGCAGAUUUUUACACCUCUUUCUGCACAAACUUCAAGGGCAAUGAUGCCAAAACCUUCUGAAAUCCAGUCAUUACUGCUUGAUACUCAGAGCAGUCACACAGAGCAGACAGACGUGACUCCGCCCCCACAUGGAUUGAUCGCUGCUGCCCUGUCUCGAUCAGCAGAAAUGGGGUACCUGAACCUGACCUCCACUCAGGGCCACUCAGACCAUUCAGCUCCACCAGCCGCCCUCAGCAGCUCAGAAAGUUCAUGUUCCUGAAAUUUUCUUUCCACAACUUGGAUAUAUUGUAUAGAAACUAUUUAAUUUGUAAGAAAAAUAAACAAAUUCAAAAUCAA